GGUUUUUGAAAUCUCACUAGCAGGCGGUCAAACCGUCUUGAUGUGGUUGAGACCCACAUCUUCUGACAUUGAAUGGAGUCAACGGCUCUUUGAGAGCGAGACAGCUCUCCUCCGCUGGUUUUCCGCACACUCCGCGUUACCCGCGCCACGUCUUGUGCACGUCCUGCCAAAUAGCGCUAAAAUCGCUCGCAAUGCUUUCGUCACGCAGGGUUUCACAGGUGAUCCCAUCAAAAACUUAUACCCGACGUUGUCUUCACGCGCAAAGGUUUGUCUUUGUAUGGUUCAUUGUGUUAUCCGGUCGCUUGAAAAUGUUCAAAAGGAGCAACUGGUGCGGUCAUAUGCGGAUUUCGCACUGAAGUUGUUCGACAUCAAUGUCCCACAAACGAUCGGCUCUAUCUCUGUCGCGAGUUCAUCGGAUGAACUCAUCGUAAUACCGCGGAUUUACAAUGCUAAUCACGCCCAUACCUCUGAAGUUUUUCCCACUUUGCAAAAAUACCUCGAAUACCUCUCCACAUUGAAGACAAGGCGCGCAUUCACUUCAGACGCCGGGGAUGAGAAUAGAUUCCGAGCACAAGCAUCCAUAUCACAAUUAAUUGCGCACCUGCGGGGGCACUUGACUCAACUCGAUGAACGGUGUGUUCGUCACAUGGUACUGGCACACGACGGACUGGGAGACAUGAAUCUGAUGGUUGAUUCCUCCGGCAACAUCACUGGUAUCUUGGACUGGUGGAUGAAUUCGACAUUGCCUGCUAUACUCGCUGCAGAGUAUCCCCCCUGGCUCAGAUACGAUGGAAUCAACGACCCUCGAUUUGCUGCUCCGAAGAAAUCGUGGCUAGAAACACCGGAAGAAAGCGCAAGACUACGAAGAAUAUACCAGGGGGUACGACUCGCCUUUCAUCCUGAUGGUUAUUUGCUCAUAUGGCUACCGCGGCAGGCUGUGAAACACAAUGACGUUUACUAUACAGCACUAAUGCAAGGCACUCAAUUACGAGCAGCUGUAGGUUGGGUAUUUGACAUCGAAGAUGACCCGUGCUUUGCAAGAAUGAAACAGUGGACGCUGAGCGCUUUUGGUCCCCCAAUUGGAAACCCCCCAAAUGAUAGUCAGUGCAUUAUUACAUAGCUGCUGAGUCUUCUAUCAGCUGCGCAUGGCCCGGACGUAUUUCAGAUAGUUCUUGUCCUAUAUUUUCAUGUCUUUGAUGUGUAUAUUGCUUUUCUUGUUUAAAGUUUGAUGCGGGCGUUCAGCGAAACUCUGUACGCAACCUUUUACUCACACGCAAUGAUAAUGCGAAUAAGCCGUCAAGAUGUUGAUAACGAAUCGACGAUCUAACGACCUAGACAGGAAC
This is a messenger RNA of Suillus plorans, 1343 nucleotides long. RefSeq lists its product as uncharacterized. The transcript has a single exon. The record is from RefSeq and is a predicted model, not a curated record. NCBI's taxonomy places the organism in Eukaryota, Fungi, Basidiomycota, Agaricomycetes, Boletales, Suillaceae. The coding region runs from base 41 to 1120 and encodes 359 amino acids.